Messenger RNA from Cylicocyclus nassatus, 2231 nucleotides. NCBI's taxonomy places the organism in Eukaryota, Metazoa, Nematoda, Chromadorea, Rhabditida, Strongylidae. The record is from the annotation of a GenBank genome assembly.
AUUUCAAUUCAUGAAUCAAGGAUAUUGGUUCUGCCAUAAUUGUCGACGGUUCAUGUUCGGGUCGUAGCAACCAUGAAAUGAAUAAUUGUGGAUGGAUGUGAUAUGAUAUCAGAUGGCAGUAUCACGGUUCAUCUUUGCCUUGUAUGGAUGCAGCUUCCGCUCCUUACUGCUCAUCUUCCCGAAGGAUGGGGACUUCCAAGCUACCUAGCUGCCAUAGUUCAGAUCGCUUGCGUUGGGCCUCUUGUUUAUAGUAUCUUGCACAAAGGAUGUAAAAACAUCAAUUUACCAACUGUUCCUCUCAUAACGGCAUUCCUGACUCUAGCCUGCGCAUGCGAAUUUGGCCUAGUUUUUAUGUGGUGGCGUACCACAACUAUCGGAAGUGGGCAACACUCUCUUGCUCUUUAUGUACUUCUUUUCGGUCUAGCCAUUGUUAAUGCUACUUCGAACGUAUUGUUCAUGCCGUUUAUGGCACAAUUCAAUCGUGCCUAUCUCAACGCUUAUUUCGUUGGAAUGGGACUCAGUUCGCUAUUUCCAAGUCUUGUAUCGCUAGCUCAAGGAGUCGGUAACUAUGAAUGCGAAGGAGCAGUGCCCAUCUACUCGCCUCCGCGAUUUUCGGCAUCUACGUUCUUCCUCAUUAUUACUGUCUGGACUGUGACCGCUACCAUUUCGUUCCAAAUUUUGUCGAAAAGCGGCGAACACAACAGUGCACCGAAAUCCACAGACGCUGCCCAUGAGGAAACGCCAUUAAGCAAGGCGAAAUCGAAUACGGCAGAAGUGAACGAGCAUAGUGUAGCACUGCAUGCGAAGGAAUCUCCGGAAGUGGAAGUUGUCCCAUCUUCGCCAUCGAAACGAGUAAAACGAAAGUACGAAUCCAGUUACAUCUUAAUUCUCGUCGCCACUGCGAUUGUGAAUGCACAAAUGAACGGCAUCGUUCCGAGCGUGACGAGCUAUGCAGCGCUACCGUAUUCUCACGCAACAUAUCACUACGGUAUUACCUUGGCGAAUAUCGUUUCACCUGCGAUGUCGUUUCUGCCUUUCUUCGUUACUGUAAGGUCUAUACCAUUGCUAUGCACCAUGACUAUAUGCUCGUCAGUUGUGACUGCUUUCAUCAUUUUUUUAGCUGCUCUUAGUCCUAAUCUCAUAUUUGACUCGUACACAGUAGGAAGUUGUCUCGCUAUAGGUGCUUCUUUGGUCGCUGCCGGUUUGCAUUCCUAUCUUCGGGUUAUCUUCGCUUCUCUUUUGAGAGAAGGCGAAAAGAGUGAGAGUAGAUUGUUUUGGUGUGGAGUAUUUAUUCAGAUAGGGUCCUUUGCUGGUUCAGCAGUGAUGUUUCCUUUAAUCAACUUUGCACACGUAUUCACUUCGGCUCCACCUUGCCGAUGAGAUGUCUCCUUGUUUUUUUUCGGCACGUUUGCAUUUAUUCUAAUUUUAGAGGUCAGACCGUUAUGCAUGUACAAGGAUCUAUCUAAGUUCAAAAGACUACUAUUCCAUUUCGUUCAAACAGUUUUCCUCAAAAGUCAUACAAUGUGUCGUUUUAUACUUCAAUGAGCUUUUUCUAACGUCCACUAACAAAAUUAUCUUUGAGUCACUCCUUGAUUAUGUCUGUUGAUGUUGUGGUUAGAAAAUCAUUCUGAAAAUGAUCGGAUUGUCUGUGAGCUUAACGUUUGAUGGUAGAUCACUUUAGGAUAUAAGAUAGUUUGAUUAAACCAUAGUAUUAUCUGUUAUCUUGAUCAUUGACUUAAAAUUAGAACUCGUUAUAUAUGGACUCUGAUUUUUUCUAUUUCGCAUCUUUUUGCUACUCUAGUCAAAAUUUUAGCCAUUUUUUGUCGUUUGCCAUAAAAAAUUCUCGAAAGACUCGCGAAGUAGUCGUAGGUCUAAUAACUGAGUUUCCUGACCGUCCAUAGUUGUCAAAAGGUUUACUUUUUUUUCUUGUACGGAUGUUAUCGUACAUAUCAGGCAGACCAGUAUUUCAUUCGGCAUUUGGAACUGCAUGAACAUCGUUCUCAAUCCUGUUUUUCACUAGCGUUUUGCUACGACUACUCUUUCUGCUCCCUUUCUUACAAUCCUUGCACGAAUUUGUAUGUACAUCUUUAUUGUUCCCAUUUUCAUAGAUUUUUAUUGCUUAAUUAAUUUCAAUUGGUUGUUCAUGAUUGUACAAAAUAUGUUAUAUCUCAAACUGGAAGAUUAUUAGGUCGUCUCAUUGGCGCUGUUUGUGAGGAGAUUUCAAAGGACUG